This is a messenger RNA of Stylophora pistillata, 2101 nucleotides long. RefSeq lists its product as uncharacterized. The record is from RefSeq and is a predicted model, not a curated record. Lineage: Eukaryota; Metazoa; Cnidaria; Anthozoa; Scleractinia; Pocilloporidae.
UUCUGAGAAAAACGCCAUUACCAGUUUCAUGGAAAACAGCUUUUGAACAUGGACGAACAAAGCAAAAUAGAGCAAAGCAUUAUAGAGGCAAUUAAUGAUGAACCAUAUCAGAAAGUGAGGAAAGAAUGUCGCAAACGUGUCUUUCUUUUUAACUGCGACAAAACAUACAGUUUGGACUCAGUGGAGAAAUUGCUUCUUGACCUGAAAGGCGAUAUCAGACGAGAGCUCAGCUUCGACAUCGUCAAGACUUAUUUUCGCCUUUCUGAAAUGUCGCAUGUGGCUGAGAAGGCCAUUCCUAAACUGCAAAUGGAUGUUGCCUUUUUUGUGGUUCAUGCGCAUGAAUCUCGUCUUUCCAUAAACGAGAAUAAUGCCGGAAUCGGUUAUGCGAAGAUCUACCAAGCAUUGCUCCAGGCUACAGACGGAAAUGUUAUAAUUGUUAUUGGCGGAGACGAUCAGUACACGAGCAAAGAUGAAGAAGGAAGUUCUGUGAUUUCGCGCUGGGCCAGACUAAAGGUUUCCUCUCAAUUUAAAGCCGAAUUUCUUGACGGAAAGAAGAGCUUUAUCUUUUCUUGGAAUAAAAUUCACAGAAGGAUUCACGAAGAAGCGCUUCUGCAUUACUUUGACCCAAGCAAGAUUGGGCAGAAGUUUGAAAAGGAGUCGAAUGAGCGGUCAUCGCAAGAAAAAAACACUACUGAUAGUCUUCCAGGGACGCCGAAGACCAAGAACACAGCUGCUUCAGAGCCAGCACAGUUUACGGAUCAAGGGGUCGUAAGUAAGCAAAGCGAGCAGGAGGCAGUGCCAAUCUUACCACCGCCUACAAAUGCUGAAAGCAACGGAGACUCAUCAGAAACAGAAGAAGGAAAGCAUUCAAUUUUAGAUGACCUGUCCGAGUUAAUAUUGAAGGAGUAUGUCGUUGUAAGUGAUGAUGGUGUGGACUGUGAAGUAAGAGGGGUUUCUGAAGAACAACAGAUGAACGGCAUAACGGAGGUUGGUACGCUUGUGUUUAAAACUCGAGUACGAAAUGGAAAAUUCACAGAGGAGGAGAUAGAAGAAUGGCGCCAGCAGUGGAAACUCCUUGAUGAAUUGCUGCCACGAAUAUCGAAAGAUUUGGCGAAUGUUGCAGAAGCUAAUGUGGAGGUCUAUCGUGUUAAACAGGGAGGUGCUGCCCGCGUUGUUAUUAAAGACCUUUCAACCAGUUAUCUGUCACUAUACAUCACCACAGUCAUUGAGUUCUUUUACAAUGUGAUAACCGGAUUAAUGGAUAAUGUGUAUAGUUGCUUCGUUCAAAAGAAAAAUCUGGAAGAUAUCGAUAUAGAUUGGCCGUAAGAUGAACACUUGCACUGCAGGGCUUAAGUACAUUAAGUGAGACUGAAACUGCUUCAAUAUCGGAUAUACCCAUAGAUAUUUGUAGUUUGAAUGGGUCACACUGGCAUUUAUACCUCAAAGUUUAUUAUAUGUCUAAGCCUUAGUUAACACCAAAUUGCACUCGAAAUCAUGGUGUUACCUAUACCAAUAAGAAUAGAUCAGUAAAGUGCGUUUGAUGUAAUUUGGUAAUGGAUUUUUUUGUAACGGCGUAACAAAAUUCAGUGUAUAAUUAAACCUACCAACAUCGAAUGGUAGCUUGGCACAGUUCUGAUUUAAAAUGAUUUAUUCCGUUCAAUGUCAAAGACAAGAACAAGCUAUGGUAUUUUUAAUAUUAGAUAUCAAGGCACUAAGGUUUGGAAUGCAAUCAGUGAUCACAUUAAGCUUCUAUCGCUUAAACAAUUUAAGAAAAAGCUAAAAUCAAGUAUUCUUGCAGGUUACCAACUGAAGUAAUUAUACUAUACAUUUUCUUUCUUCCGAUUAGUUAAUCUGCCUAUACGUACUUUAUUUUCCUGCUUAUUUUCGCUAAUUUGUAUUUUAAGAAUAUGUGUGGUACUUUAAGAAGUCCUCAGUACCUGACACCGUUAGUCAUUACAGUAUUUAAAAUCCUAAGGAUGGCUGCUCAAUUCUAUUAGCUUAGUGGUUAUUUUGGGCAGCCAUGCACUUUAUUUUAUUUGUUUUCCUUUCUUUUAAUGUAAGUUUUAUUCAGGGUGCAAAUAAAAUUGUUGUUAUUGUUGUU